Messenger RNA from Sorex araneus (European shrew), 6450 nucleotides. RefSeq names its product mitogen-activated protein kinase kinase kinase 13 (gene MAP3K13). Gene Ontology annotation, biological process: JNK cascade; protein autophosphorylation. The transcript has 16 exons. Gene Ontology annotation, molecular function: ATP binding; JUN kinase kinase kinase activity. NCBI's taxonomy places the organism in Eukaryota, Metazoa, Chordata, Mammalia, Eulipotyphla, Soricidae. The record is from RefSeq and is a predicted model, not a curated record. Bases 1230 to 4079 code for a protein of 949 amino acids.
UCUUGAUGGGCGGAGCUGAGCCCCAGUGGUCCUCCUGGAACCUUGGAUCCCUUGCAGGUUUUCAUUUUUGCAGAGCUCUGUUAUCUACGGACUCUAAUAUGGACUGCAUAUAAAGAAAUUCCAUGUACUGUUAAUGGACAAAACCAUGAAUCAUUUUCUACUCUGGCAUUCAAAUCCUUGCACUUUGGGAAAGCAUGAAGUGCAACUUUUUGAAGACCCUGGGGCCUACCAUCAUUAUGCAUUCAAGAUUUGAGUGUGAAUAACUCCAUCAAGACUUAGAUCCUCCUCAGAAGCCUCAAGCCUCAUCUUCAUUAAUAUGUUCUAUUGAACCCUCUCACAAAAGUACGAGCUUCUUGGGCUGAAGUCCAUUAAAUGCGUCCCGUUUAUAUUCUUUUCUGAGUUCCCUUCAGUUUCCUCAGCCUGUCGGGGCUUUGCCCUUGCCCAGGAAGCAGUGCUUUCCAAAGCAGCCUGUGUCCUGGUGCCAUACAUUUUCACUGGAAGAGAAGCAAGCACUUGGUCUCAGAGUUUAAGAGUCCUGAUGAAAGCUUGAGUCAACAAUAAGAACUAAGAAAGUGAGGACGAAGUAAGCGGUAAGCCUGUUGGAGGUGAGCCCAUAACUCACAGGCUGUGCGGUUUGGAGAAAGGAGCCUUCACAUAACAGACACAGGGGCUCGUGCUCGUGGUCUCUUCUUCAAAAAUCUGAUAGUUGGGAAGGUCCUUUUAUGCCUCUGACCCUAUCUUAACAGAAAUCUGCUAAUAUUUUUUCCUUACCUACCUCACAGGGGUGUUGUGGGGAUUAAAUGAAAUAAUGACCGUAACAAAGACUUUUAAUUUUUUUUUUUAAUUUUUGGGUCACACCCGGCAAUGCACAAGGAUUACUCCUGGUUCAUGCACUCAGGAAUUACUCCUGGCCAUGCUCGGAGGACCAUAUGGGAUGCUGGGAAUCAAACCCGGGUCCGCCACGUGCAAGGCAAACGCCGUACCCGCUGUGCUAUUGCUCUGGCCCCCAACAAAGACUUUUAAAUGAGAAGUGCAAUAUAGACAUUUCACAGUUGCAAGCUACUUCCUGGGCUUCGGGGCUGAAAAAGGAUGGUCACUUCUACGCUCACUUUCGAGCACUAACAGGGACUGGGCUCCAUCCAUGGUCGUGGCACCCCGGCUUCCGCGGGAACCCUGCUCUGAGAACCCCCUGAGCGUCCUCCCAGGACCCGGGACACACUCAUGGCACCAUGGCCGACCCUCAGGAGCCCCUGAGCUGCUCCUCGUCCCCGCAUGUCCCCUUGAGUGAAAGCAAGACCUUGCAUGGGCUCGGGGACGAGUCUCCACCCCCGGGGGGCCAGCCGCCCCCCCAGCUCCUUAAGGACCCGCAGGACCAGGGGGCCGGACCCCCGGAGCCAGCCGAGAGCACGGGCAGCCCGGUCACCACGACAGUGCUGACCAGCGUCAGCGAGGACGCCAGGGACCAGUUCGAGAACAGCGUGCUGCAGCUGCGGGAGCACGAUGAGCCCGAGCUGGCCACGUCGCAGGGGACCCGGCCCAGCGUGGACGCAGAGAGCACGAGCGGCGCCGAGGACGUGAAGGUGCAGUUCAGCAGGACGGGCAGCGGCAGUGGGGGCUUCCUGGAGGGGCUCUUCGGCUGCCUGCGGCCCGUGUGGAACAUCAUCGGGAAGGCCUACUCCACGGACUACAAGCUCCAGCAGCAAGAUACCUGGGAAGUGCCGUUUGAGGAGAUCUCAGAGCUGCAGUGGCUGGGGAGUGGAGCCCAAGGAGCCGUCUUCCUGGGGAAGUUCCGAGCCGAGGAGGUGGCCAUCAAGAAAGUGAGAGAACAGAACGAGACAGACAUCAAGCACUUGCGGAAGCUGAAACACCCUAACAUCAUCGCUUUCAAGGGUGUUUGUACUCAGGCCCCAUGUUACUGCAUCAUCAUGGAAUAUUGUGCCCAUGGACAACUCUACGAGGUUCUGCGAGCCGGCCGGAAGAUCACGCCUCGGUUGCUGGUAGACUGGUCCACAGGAAUCGCCAGUGGGAUGAAUUAUUUGCACCUCCACAAAAUUAUCCAUCGUGAUCUGAAAUCACCUAAUGUUCUAGUGACUCACACAGAUGCAGUAAAAAUUUCCGAUUUUGGUACAUCCAAGGAACUCAGUGAUAAAAGUACAAAGAUGUCCUUUGCUGGCACAGUUGCCUGGAUGGCGCCAGAGGUGAUCCGGAAUGAACCAGUCUCUGAGAAAGUCGAUAUAUGGUCUUUCGGAGUGGUGCUGUGGGAGCUGCUGACGGGAGAGAUCCCUUACAAGGACGUAGACUCUUCAGCCAUCAUCUGGGGUGUCGGAAGCAAUAGCCUACACCUUCCAGUUCCUUCCACUUGCCCUGAUGGAUUCAAAAUCCUUAUGAAGCAAACAUGGCAGAGUAAACCUCGCAACAGACCUUCCUUCCGGCAGACCCUCAUGCAUUUAGACAUCGCGUCUGCAGAUGUACUUGCCACCCCACAAGAAACUUACUUCAAGUCUCAGGCUGAAUGGAGAGAAGAAGUGAAAAAACACUUUGAGAAGAUAAAAAGUGAAGGGACUUGUAUACACCGCUUAGAUGAAGAGCUGAUUCGAAGGCGCAGAGAAGAGCUCAGGCAUGCCUUGGAUAUUCGUGAACACUACGAACGGAAACUCGAGCGAGCUAAUAACUUAUACAUGGAGCUGAGCGCCAUCAUGCUGCAGCUGGAAAUGCGCGAGAAGGAGCUGAUUAAGCGUGAGCAAGCCGUGGAGAAAAAAUAUCCCGGAACCUACAAACGACACCCCGUGCGUCCGAUAAUCCACCCUAACACCAUGGAGAAGCUCAUGAAGAGGAAAGGUGUACCCCACAAACCCGGAACACAGACCAAACGGCCGGACCUGCUGCGGUCCGAGGGCAUCCCCAGCGCGGAGGUGGCCCCCGCCGCCUCGCCAUUGUCCGGGAGCCCCAAGACGUCCACGUCCAGCAGCAGGAGCCGCUACCGGAGCAAGCCGCGGCACCGCCGGGGCAGCAGCAGGGGCAGCCACGGCGACUUCGCGGCCUUCCUGAAGACCUCGCCGGCCCCGGAGGGCUCGCCGCAGCCCUCGUCCCUGCACGCGGCCCCGCCCGGGUCCCCCGCGCCGCCCCCGCAUCACCCGCGACUCAACACGCACGGCCAGGACAUCGCCGCCUGCGCCAACAACCUGCGGUACUUCGGGCCGGCCGCCGCGCUGCGGAGCCCGCUCAGCAACCACGCGCAGAGACGCAUGCCCGGCUCCAGCCCCGACCUCAUCUCCACCGCCGUGGCCGCGGACUGCUGGAGGGGCGCCGAGCUGGACACGGGCCCGGCCGGCCCCUGGGGCUGCUGCCAGGCCGACCACUACGACCCCUACCUCCCGCGCGGCCCGGAACACUACGGGGCCCUCCUCGCGGGCCCCUCGGCGCGGCCGGCAGAGAGGACCCCCGACCUUUCCACGUCACCAGCAACCGGUUCCCUCUCGGAAAGCACCCGCGCUUCCGAGCCAGUGCAGGACAGUGAGUUCCACGGCUGUGGGUCGGCCUCGUCCCGGGGCCUCCCUCCGCUCCACACCCCCCCAGCGCUACCUCGAAAAACAAGGCCCUUGCAGAAGAGUGGAGAUGACUCCUCUGAAGAGGAAGAAGGGGAAGUAGAUAGCGAAGUCGAAUUUCCACGAAGACAGAGACCCCACCGCUGCAUCAGCAGCUGCCAGUCCUACUCCACCUUCAGCUCCGAGAACUUCUCUGUGUCUGAUGGGGAGGAGGGGAACACCAGUGACCACUCCAACAGUCCCGACGAGUUAGCUGGCAAGCUUGAAGACCGCCUGGCCGAGAAGCUCGAUGACCUGCUCUCCCAGACGCCUGAGAUCCCCAUCGACAUCUCCUCACAUUCCGACGGGCUCUCUGACAAGGAGUGCGCCGUGCGCCGGGUCAAGACGCAGAUGUCUCUGGGCAAGCUGUGCGUGGAGGAGCGUGGCUAUGAGAAUCCUCUGCAGUUUGAAGACUCGGACUGUGACUCUUCAGAGGGGGAGUGUUCUGAUGCCACAGUCAGGACCAAUAAGCAUUACAGCUCCGCUACGUGGUAAUGAGAGAACGCCCGUCCUGAAGAGCUCCUGAUUUAACCGGCAUUUCAGAUCUGUCCAGCCCCCCAAACUCUUCCAACUCUCUCCCUGCUUUUUUGUCUCGGAAGAGAGCUACCCUAUUUUUCUUACCCCUAGAACCGAGCUGCAAUAACAGGAACAUGAGACUUCGUGAAUCUCUGGAAAAAAAAAAAUAUCCAAAUGAAAUUAAGUCUCACUGAACAUUUCAAUCAAGAAUGGCAGGGAUCUAUUUUAUUGAAUAUUCUAGCUACUGUAACAUUGAUAUUUAUUUUUGUUUGACAUUUUAACACUUUGUACUGUAAAGAGUGAACUAUAUAUGAUAGAGAGAAUAAUUUCUUGCAAAAAAAGAGAGAGAGAGAGGAAGGAUGGAAGAGAAGAAAGAAGUGGCAUUUAGGAGCAAAUACUUGAGAAUUUGUGAGGCCAGGAGGUAUUAUUGCUACUUAAACAAGGGACCAGUUCUUUUGGCCAUUAAAUGACUGGAGAGCCAGAGCAAGACAGUCUUAAGCAUUUUAGAAAACAAAGAACACCAAAAGCAAAAGGAAGUUCAGGUCACUUGUGAACAGAUCACCUUAAGUUCAACCAGCUUGUCCUCCCAGGGGAUGAAAGUGACCCUGAAACAUUUGGUGACCAGAUACUUGCAUCCAAGGUCUUUGAAGGCCUGUGUUUCCUCUACGAGGAAAAAGGAAAACUGUCUAUGUGGAAGCCGACUUUAUUUUUUAAAAUUUUAAGCAGCAUUUGGUAGUGAGACAGGUAGUGUCAAACCUUGACCCUGACCAACACGUCCCUUUUUAAUGCCAUCGUUGUCGGUCCCUGGACCAAUGUGUUCCCUUGACCAACGUGCUGAUUUUUCAGAUUCAAGUGCCAUUGUCUCCCAGUUUAUUUCCUCUCCACCCAUCAACCAGAUCCUUUAGGAAAGAAAAGGAGGAGGCUGGGUGAGAGAAAGGGUCAGAGAACAAGGACAUCUACAACAAUGUUAGAGAAGCAAACAUAGAAUCUGCGACAUACACUUAGCGUGUCUCAGUUCCGUGAUGUAGAGAAGAUGGAUUCCCCUCCCUCCCCCACCCUGCCCCACCUCCCGAGCCAGGUUGUCUACUAGAAUUAUAAGGCUUCAGACUGGAGAACAGGCUGUGAAGGCAGCUAGCUACAUGUGACUCUGUGCAAUGUCCAAACCCAGACGCACCCCGUUGUUUUCGUUCCUUAACUCAUUCUGUCCUGGAAGCUUGAGUGGCUGGCUGGUGCCGCUGCCAAAAGAAUGACCGAAUCGGCAACUUGCAAGAAGCAUUUCCCCCUCUCACCACAGUAGAAUUUUUGUGUGUGUGUGCAAGGCUCCUUGUAAAAAUAUAUUUGACUUCAUUCUGGAUUGAUGCAAUUUUAAAUCAUUGCACUGAAGACUUGGCAAGAACCACCGAUGCUAAGCGGCAGUUUGAGGGAUUUUUUUUUUUUUUACAUUGUCCAAAGCACGAGGUUCUUGUUCUCCAGGGUUUUUGAGGUCUGCAAAGCAUCCCAUGGUACUUCCGGGUGCCUCUGCUUAAAGGGCAUUUUUAUCUAGAAUGUGCUAGCAAAGUAGAUGCGUGCCUCGCUGCUGUCUCUGUCACCCAGAUCGGUGACUGUUUCACCCCCUCUCUAGACUGAAGCUGGCUAGCCCCGAUGACAGAGCUUCCUAUUGUACAUUGGGAGAGACUCACGCAUGCAGGUAUUAAGCCAUUUCUAACGCAGGUGGGAACGUGCCCUCCUUGUCUUUCACUGCUUGCAUCAGCCAAAAAGGAAAGGUAGGAGAGAAUCGGGAGCACUUCCUUUCGCCUGUGGGAGCCCUCCGUUUGUUUACAUUUUAUGUUGAGACGUUGAUUUCAAUUGUGUCUAUAAUUUAUAGCUCUUUCGGAUGAAGGAAAAAUUUUUAACUUAUACAAGAACAGUAUUGUUUGCAUUAAGUUAUUCCAUUUUGUAUCCAUUCUGUAGCUGGACUACAUGAGAGAUCUUAAGUUAUGGCAUUGUUAUCACUGUUAUUUUAUUUUAUAAUAAUGAUGCUCAUUCUCAUUUUCUGUCGAUCAGAAGGUGUGGUUUACAGUGCGGCAUAAUGAUUGUGUUUCCUGCUAACCGUGAAUUCUUGCAGAUCUUUGUGGUUUUGAUGAAGGAAUGAACGUGGAACUGCCAUGUGGGCGCUCCCUGGUAUUCAUCUCAGUUGUAUUCCCUCAUUUUCUAUGUACAACAACAAUCACCAGUGGACGUGUGUUCUGCCUGGGAGCCUGACACGCCGUGAUCAUGAAUGCUCCUGGGGGGGCGGGUGGCUGAGUGGAUGGACACACAGUUCAAAUGCUGUAAACUUUCCUAAGAAAUAAAAUCAUGGGACUCCAUUCAA